AUGGGUUAAGUUUAACAGUCUAAAUAACACUUUUUAAAAAAUUGGCAAAAAUUGGACUAACAUCAAAGCAAAAUGUAAUUGUGAGUUUCAAUUUAGUUUUGGAAAUGUAAUUGAAGUCUAUUCAGAUUAAUAGGAGUAAGUUGCAGUUAUACAUAAACUAUUUUAAAAUGAUGAAUAAUAUCAGAAUGAGUUAAAAGAAUUGCAAUCAUAUUAAUAAUUAUCAAAUAUACCUGGAUUGAUUAGAUUAUUAGAAAUUCAUAAAUAAGAAGAAAAGUAUCUUUGCAGUAAUUUUUAUAAAAUUGAUGCAAUCUAUGAAUAUGGAUAGCAAUUUGCAUUUUAAAUACCAUUGUAUUAAUUUAUUCAACAAGUGAUGCAUACAUUGAUUGAAUUAUAAAAUAGAAAUAAAUAUCAUGGUGAUUUAAUACCUUCGUCUUUUAUCUUUAAAAAUUAAGUUAAACUUUUUCUUCCUAAAGUAAAUCACUACACUCGACUCUUAAAUGGCAUAUAAGAAGAUUGUUAUUUAUCUCCAGAAUUAUUUGAGUUUUUAGGAAGAAGAUCUUAUCAUUUUUAAUAUCAUAAGGAAAAAAGUGAAAUAUUUUCUAUUGGUCUUAUUACUUUGGAACUGAUCUUGUAAUAAUCAAUAUAAAAUAUUUACAAUUUUUCUACCUAUUAAAUAAACAAGGGUAAUUAAAUAACUAUUUUAGAUAUUUUGAAUAAUUUUCUUCAAAGAGCAGACAAUAAAUUAAUAAGUAAAAUGUUAGAGCUAUAACCUGAUAAUAGACCUAAUUAUCUUUCAGUUUAUGAAGAAAGUUUAGUUGAAAUGAUGCAGCAAUCUGCUGUUAAAAUAGAAUAUUAAGAAUAAACUUAAAUAAAUUAAAUACCAGAUCAAUAAUUAAAAGAGAUACUUUCAAUUCAUUAAUCAAAAAUUUUACAUAUCAAAACUUAAAUAGUCUAAUCAAACGAUAAAUUUAAUUAAAUUAAUCCAACUUAAAGAUCUGUACCAAAUCUUAUGGAUAACAGAAGAAUAAAAUCUAUAUCAUAAUCUAAAUAGAAUCAAAAAAACAAAAUAAAAAAGGUUCAUCUAGAAAUAAUUGAAAAAAAUCCUUAUAACUUCAUUAAAAUGCACUCAAAAUAAUAAUCUAGUCAUCUUUCUAACUUAGAGCAAUUAAAAUAACAUGAAAACAAAUUGAAUUAGAAUACUAAUAUGAUCAAUCCUAAUUAAGUCUAAUAAUUAAAUUCUUCUUCAUAAUAAAUUGUUCAUUCCUAAUCACCUAACAACAGAUAUUCAUAUAAAAAAUCUCCUUAAUGUUCAGCUAUAAAACAUUAAUCUGUUGAACAAAAUGAAUAUGCUUUUUUGCAUGAAUAAAUUCAUGUGCCAUUCAACCCAGGAUCUAAUUUUUUAGAUUCUUCAAGAUAAUAAGAAAUAUUUGAGAUCAUUACUCCUAAUAGUGUAAGGCAGUCAUCUAAAUUAAAAGAUAUUUCAAAUAAAAAACCUCAAAUUACUUUAUCAAACAUGAAACUUAAUAAUAAAGAGUCUUUAUAAAGAAAACCUUAGUUACUUAAAAGUCAAAGACCUAGUUCAAAAUCUCCAAUUGAAUAAAGAAUUCAAGGAAAAUGUUAUAAGAAAAAGUGA
Molecule: messenger RNA, 1633 nt
Organism: Paramecium sonneborni
Lineage: Eukaryota; Ciliophora; Oligohymenophorea; Peniculida; Parameciidae
Source: the annotation of a GenBank genome assembly